UUCCUCUCUCGGCCAUUUUUGGGGGACUCGAAAACUUGCUGAGAAAAAGAUGUACCGGUGCCGGCAAGUAGUCUCUCAAUGUUCGUCGACCAUCAAGUCAAAUCUUGGACAUGGCAGACAACGAUAUGCUGCUUAAAUUUAGGAAUUGAUGCCAUGUGUAUUAAUUAGGCGAAAGUACUACUAAAAGGUUUGGCUCCGACCAUGGCUACAGCAAAACUCCAGCAAUCAAGCCGCCCACGUUGAAUGAGAUGCCCACACCCAAGGGUUCGUGGGCAACAGAACAUUCCCGUCAGCAGUCCAAGUACAAUAUGCACUUGGCUGCAGGACUGGGCUUUACUGCAUUCACACUUUUUGUGGGCUAUCAAUCAGGUUCAUUCUACCUGAACUAUGGACCUGAUGUAAAAAAUACAAAGGUAAGUGUGCUCAGUCAUGAGCAGGUCCGUGAGAGAGCGGCUGCCGCUGCUGCUUCAGCAGUUGUUGCUGAAGAGUCUGAUCCAGAAGUGUUGGCAGCUGGAGUAGAGGAGACUGCUCCAGUAGAAGCUGUUGUAGUCGAAGAUGCAUCUCCAGAAGCUGCUGAAGAGGUUGCACCACCAGUAGUUGAGGAAGUCACUCCAGUUGCCGUACCUGAUGCUGAAGCUGUUGCAGAACCAAGCAGAGAUCAAACAGGACCCUCUGACCAGUCAGAAGUAGCGCCUUCCGUAGUUGCAAUCGUCGGAGAUCUACCCGUCCAUAUUCCUUAUCUAUUAAUCGGAGCCGGGACUUCUUCAUUCGCCGCCUUUCGUGCCAUAAAAUCCCGUGACCCUAAAGCGAAGGUCUUGGUCAUUGGUGAAGAAAAUCACUUGCCUUACAUGAGGCCACCACUAUCGAAAGAACUGUGGUUCAGUGACGAUCCUGAAGUGUCAAACAAACUUAAGUUUAAGCAGUGGAACGGUAAAGAACGAAGUCUAUUCUUCGAACAGGAUGAAUUCUACUGCAGUCCUGUUGAAUUGGUUGCCAAAGAUAAUGGUGGCGUUUCAGUUGUGCGAGGACAUCGUGUUGUUAAACUGGACAUUGUCGGUCGUAAAGCUGAGUUAGAUGACGGUCGCAGCAUCACCUACGAUAAGUGCCUUAUUGCCACAGGUGGUAAACCGAAAUCAUUGCCGUCGCUGAGCAGUGCUCCGGAAAAUGUCCAGGAUCACGUGACACUAUUCCGCAACAUUGAUGACUUCCGGCGACUCGAGUCUAUAUCUCGCCAAGUCAAAUCUAUCACGAUCAUCGGUGGUGGAUUCCUCGGCAGUGAACUUGCAUGUGCUCUUGGAAGAAGAGCCAAAACUAGUGGACUGGAAGUACUUCAAGUCUUUCCAGAAGAUGGUAACAUGGGCAAAGUUCUCCCGAAAUACUUGAGCCAAUGGACGACCGAGAAGGUGAAGGGUGAGGGUGUUCAGGUUUUGCCCAGGACGCACGUCGAGGGAGCAACCAUGGACGAUGAUAAGGUCGUUUUGACCUUGCAGGAUGGGCAAAAGAUUAAAACCGAUCAUGUUGUGGUUGCUGUUGGUCUGGACGCAAACACGGAUUUGGCUGUCGCCUCAGGUUUGGAAAUCGACCCCACGUUUGGUGGUUACCGAGUCAACGCCGAGCUUGAAGCGCGGUCUAACGUCUGGGUGGCUGGUGAUGCUGCCUGCUUUUACGAUAUUAAAUUGGGCCGUCGACGUGUUGAACAUCAUGAUCACGCUGUCGUGUCUGGUCGACUAGUGGGCGAGAACAUGACCGGGGCUGGCAAACCAUACUGGCACCAGUCCAUGUUUUGGUCAGACUUGGGACCGCAUGUUGGCUACGAAGCCAUUGGUAUCGUAGACUCGUCAUUGGAAACGAUGGCUGUUUUUGCCAAAUCGACCGCCGCUGACACCCCGAAAGCUGUUGUCGAAGCCACUGGCGAGGGUGUUCGAUCAGAAACGGAAAAUGCUGCCACAGAACAAUCUUCCAUGAAAGAAUCGAACAAACUUCACGCACCAGUCCAGGGUGAACAUUAUGGCAAAGGAAUCGUCUUUUACACGAGGAAUGACGUUGUGGUCGGUAUGGUCCUCUGGAACGUAUUCAACAAGAUUCCCGUCGCUCGCAGGAUUUUGAAGGAAGGCUUGACGACCGACAAGCUCGCUGAAGCGGCCAAACUCUUCGAUUUACACGAGUGAACUGGUUUCAAUUGCUGAUUGUUAUUCACUUUUGAACCCGCCAGUUGUAUAGGUAAAGCCUGUCGAAAUCGUGUAGAAAGUGAAAUUGUUGUACCUCCCAUUCCCACUACCCGUCUCGGUGUUGUCGGAGUUGAGCUUUUUAUUUUGUUCGGUGAUGUUAACGGCGGUUCUUUGUAUAAUUGCAGUACGAUGGACGAAAUACAGUUAGUGGAGAUCCGAA
This is a messenger RNA of Daphnia magna, 2388 nucleotides long. RefSeq names its product apoptosis-inducing factor 1, mitochondrial (gene AIF). The transcript is spliced from 12 exons. NCBI's taxonomy places the organism in Eukaryota, Metazoa, Arthropoda, Branchiopoda, Diplostraca, Daphniidae. The record is from RefSeq and is a predicted model, not a curated record. Gene Ontology annotation, molecular function: NAD(P)H oxidase H2O2-forming activity; protein dimerization activity; FAD binding. Gene Ontology annotation, biological process: mitochondrial respiratory chain complex assembly; apoptotic process. Bases 249 to 2168 code for a protein of 639 amino acids. Gene Ontology annotation, cellular component: mitochondrion; cytoplasm.